AUGGGAUUAGGUUUAAGUAGUGAUCCAUCACCUCCAACAUUUCCGCUUUAUGGCCAGAAUCAGUACGAUAGUCUUAGUUCCUUUACCAUCCAUGGACAAACGUAUCAGAUCAUAACCGUAAUUGGUCACGGUGGUGAAGCAAUUGUUUAUCUCUGUACAGAUUCGUACGGAUAUCAAUAUGCUGUUAAAGUAUUUGAUUUUUCACAUAUACCUUAUUCAGGUUUAGUAAAACGUGUUGAAAAAUUCUCGAAAGAAGGACGAAUUCUACAAUUACUCGGUAUGAGAUCAAAAUAUUUUAUUAGAGUAGUUGAUUAUGACUAUGUUCCAAGUGAAAAACGGGCAUAUCUGGUUAUGGAGUUAGGAAGUGGUAGUUUGAGACAAUAUUUACAAGGAAGACCACUGGAGGAGCCGUAUCGAAAAAUCUAUUGGAGACAAAUCGUAUCAAUUAUUAGAACGUUAGAAGAGGCAAAUAUAGUACAUGGUGAUAUUAAACCAGAAAAUUUAAUUCUAGUCAAUGAUACAUUGAAAGUAACAGAUUUGGGAUUGGCAUUUCGUUUAGCAUCAACAAGAACAUCGGUGAAAAGACCCGCUGCAAGAGGAACACUAGAUUACAUGGCACCGGAAGUAUUAACGAAACGUUAUGGUUACAAGGCGGACGUUUAUUCAGCUGGAUGUAUCCUGUAUGAAAUGACGUACGGAGCACCACCAUAUUCACUAAUUUUUGAUCGAUUUGAAAAAAUAGAAGCACUUCGAUAUGGUUUUCCCAUUCAAUACGCACCCAUAGCCGAACCGUCAUUGAUAAAUUUAAUUCAGCUAUGUCUACAAUAUGAUAGCAGACUAAGACCAAAUGCCCAGCAACUAAAAUAUCAUUCCUACACAAGAAGAUAA
Didymodactylos carnosus is the source of this 888-nucleotide messenger RNA. NCBI's taxonomy places the organism in Eukaryota, Metazoa, Rotifera, Eurotatoria, Philodinida, Philodinidae. The record is from the annotation of a GenBank genome assembly.